AUGCGGAUUUCUCUUGCCAUGUUGGCUUUAGCCGCCACCACCUGUCUUGGCCAGGAGACCUCUUCUCGAUCCAGACAAGCCCAAGAUCUCUACAGCUGUGUUUCUAAGAUCUUCUCCACAACGGCGUCUCAGCGCAUCGUUCGCCCCGCGGACGACACCUAUCUGGACGCACGCCUGGGCGAGAAAAUCCAGUUUACCGAGUUUCCGCUGUUGAUCGCCUACGCAGAAAGAGCAGAAGAGGUCGGCAAGCUGGUGGAAUGUGCCAGGAAGGCUGGCGUGAAGGCUGUUCCUCGCUCUGGUGGCCACAGUUUCACGGCGUUCUCUUCUCUAAACGACACUCUUGUGAUUGAUAUCGCCCAUAUCAACGAAGUCAAGGUUUCCCGGGAUCGUCGCUCGGCCACUGUAGGCGCGGGAAUCCGCCUGGGCGCUCUCUAUACCGCCUUGAACGAAUAUGACACGUCCUUUAUAGGGGGAAUUUGUCCCACGGUCGGACUGGCAGGCUUCAUCGGAUCCGGGGGAUUCAACAUGCAACAGCGAACCCAAGGUCUAGGAGUCGACCACGUUCUCGCGGCCAAGGUUGUCACUGCAGAUGGAAGGACUAUCGUUGCUUCCCCAAAGUCGCAUCCUGACCUGUUCUGGGCCAUUCGUGGGGGCGGCGGUGGCACAUACGGCAUCGUGGUGGAGUUUACGCUGUCUCUGACCAAAGUGCCUCGAUCCGCCAUGCUGCUUCUGAGCUGGAACAACACCGAGGCUCGCUUCCCUGUUGCCCGCCGAUUUCUGGACUGGGCUCCGAAGCAGGAACCGGCGUUCAUGUCACAAAUCAACGUUUAUCACGACACGGUGCAGGUGAUAGCCAUGCAUUACGGCCGGUCGGCGCAGGACCUACGUGGUCUCGUUAAUGCGUCUGGCUUAUUGGAUAUUGACCAUCCCGAGGUGGUCAUUGCCGGCGGUUGUAAUGUUGACAACGCUCGGACUUUUGGAUAUACAACCAUGGACUGCUUACCCGACGACCAGGUGGACGCAUCAAUUCUCAACGUGGUUCCCGAUCCAUUCACUCAAGUGGGCAAUCAUCCUCAGUUCCAAUACAAUGAGGAACGCAAGUCCAACACUAUAGGCCCGGCAGCACCCUGGGAGCGCUUCUAUCGACUGAGUAAGUCUUUCUUUGUACAGAAGAGCCGUCCGCUCAGUGAUGAAGUACUUCGAGGUGUCGUGGGCCGUAUCGGCCAGCUGGAUGAAGACAGUCAGAUCUGGGGAGAGUGGCACUCGUGGAAUAUUCCGCGCAAGACCCUCGGCAGCAAGAAUGCUUUCCCAUGGAGAGAAGAGGCCUACGCUCACCUGGAAUUCCAAAUCCACGGAUCGGAGAACCAAACCCAGCAACACACCUACGAGAAUUGGUUCGGAGAGUUGGAAUCCUUCCUACGCCCUGCGGUUGGCCCGGCGAGCUAUUCGGGCUACAUGGAUGCAGACAUCUCGACCAACCCUCUUGUCUCCUAUUACGGAGACAAUGUUUGCCGUCUGAUCUCGAUCAAGAAGAACUAUGACCCAGAGGAAUUUUUUACCAAUCCAUUUUCCAUUCCUGCAUCGGUGCCAAGAGGAAUCCAGUGCUAG
Molecule: messenger RNA, 1608 nt
Organism: Aspergillus affinis
Lineage: Eukaryota; Fungi; Ascomycota; Eurotiomycetes; Eurotiales; Aspergillaceae
Product: FAD-binding domain-containing protein
Exons: 1
Coding region: 1-1608 (535 amino acids)
Molecular function (GO): FAD binding; oxidoreductase activity
Source: RefSeq, a predicted model, not a curated record